Molecule: messenger RNA, 11485 nt
Organism: Scophthalmus maximus (turbot)
Lineage: Eukaryota; Metazoa; Chordata; Actinopteri; Pleuronectiformes; Scophthalmidae
Gene: frem2b
Product: FRAS1 related extracellular matrix 2b
Exons: 24
Coding region: 184-9537 (3117 amino acids)
Biological process (GO): cell communication
Cellular component (GO): membrane
Source: RefSeq, a predicted model, not a curated record
AAGUUUGGGUUAUCAGUGCCCAGCUGCAUGGAGAGAAUGGUGCACCUCGGCGUUCACAGGCGCGUCAUUCUGUCCAACUGCGCUUUUACAUUUUGCCAACUUUAACCGCUGCACGCACAGUUUGACGAGGGGCCGCAUGCGUAAAGUUCGACGCGCGUCCUCCGCGGCUCCACUACCCCACAGAUGGCUUGGAUCGCCCGCCCGCCGCUGCGCGGCUCCGGCGCCGCUUGGAUCGUGCUGGCGGUGAUUCUGACAGGUGACGCGGUCGCGCAGGUCUUUGACAGCUACGGAUUGUCGUACGCCCUGAGAUCCGAGCUGACCGAGGACACGAUAUUGGUCGCCAAUAACGGGAUCCGCGUGCCUUUCGGGCGAUCGGUCUUCGUGGAUCCCAUCAACGAUCUGGUCAUCCAAGUUCAGCCCGGCGACAGAUGCAGCUUAACUGUGCUGGACAGUGACCCGCUGUCUCAGAGGCCCGGACACCUGGCCCCGAAAAAGUUUCCGUGUGAAUUUGGCCCCCACGACGUGAAGUACUCUCACUUUGGCUCCAGGAGUCCUCCGAGGGACAGAGUGAGAUUGCAGCUCAGGUACGACACCCAGACUGAUACCAUUAUCAUACCGUUCAUGAUGGAGGUGGAGGUCGUCUUCACACAGCUGGAGGUACUGACCAAAAACAUGCCCCUGGCCGUGGAGAGGCUGCUCGGCACCAGCAACCCCAUCGAUAGAAGAAUUUUAGAAUUCACCUAUGACAGAAGUGCCCAACAAUGCAAAAUCGCCUCCCUCUCCAGUGGCAAUGUGAUGCCCAGGUAUGGCAGACUUGUGGAUGAGGACAGCCUCGGAACAAUGGUGGACUGUGAUGACUUUAUUAAAAUGAACAUCCGCUAUCAGCAUACUUUUGCUCUGAAGUCGCCGAACAGAGAUUACAUUCCAAUGCUGGUGGAGUUGCAUGAUAAGGAGGGCAAUUUGCUCAAGCAGGAGUUUUUCCAAAUUUUGGUCAGGAUUAAAGAGGGAGCGGAGAACACGGCCCCUAAACCCAGCUUUGUGGCCAUGAUGAUGAUGGAAGUAGACCAGUUUGUAAUGACGGCGAUAACCACGGACAUGCUGGCAGCGGAGGACGUCGAGUCUAAACCUGAUGAAUUAAUUUUCAACAUCACUUCCCCACUGUCCUUUGAGGAGGGCUACAUAGUGAGCACGGAUGAUAGGAAUUUGCCAAUAACCUCAUUUUACCAAGGGGACCUCAAAGACUUGAAAAUCGCCUACAAGCCCCCUGCUGUGGAUUCAGACACUGAGCGGAUUUUCCAGAUUGAGUUUGAGGUUGUCGACACAGAGGGGGCCGUGUCAGACCCUUUCGCUUUCAUGAUUGUUGUUAAGCCCAUGAACACGCUGGCCCCUGUGGUGACGAGGAAUACUGGCCAGUUGCUGUACGAGGGUCAGUCCAGGCCUCUGUCUAGUUCACAGAAUCUGGAAAUCAGCGACGAAGACGAUUUAGACAAAGUCAAAAUCACUGUUAUUGAUGGGCUGAGGCGUGGAGAAUUAACUGUACUGGGCUCAAGGAGGAAAUUCUUCACCCCAGCUGACCUAGACGCCGGAGUAGUCAUUUAUCAACAUGACGGCAGUGACACAUACAGUGAUAAUAUUAUUUUCAGGAUGACAGACGGCACAAAUGAGGUGGAGUUUCUGUUUCCCAUCACAGUCGUGCCAACGGAUGACGAGCCUCCCAUAAUCAAUGCCAACACUGGUUUGGUUUUAUUCAAAAACCAAAUGAUCCCAGUCUCCUCACUUAUGCUCAGUGCGGCAGACAUCGACUCAGAGGAUUCUACGAUCAAAUUCAUUUCAGAGCCUCCCUUUUCCACAAUUGGGCAGGUGCUGCUGCGACAAUCCGAGGCCCCAGAGGACCCGUCCACCUGGAAGUUUAAUACAGACGAUGAAAUGUAUGAGAAAGUAGUGACUGAAUGGCUGCAGGAGGAUAUAAUGGAUGGUAAAUUGUUUUACAAGCACAUCGGGCCCCACAGCACCAGCACGGUGAUGGACCAGUUUGUGUUUAGAGUUCAGGAUGACAAUGACCCACCAAACCAAUCAGGCGAGAGCUCGUUCAUUAUCAAAAUACUCCCCGUUGACGACCUCCCACCUGAGCUGCACCCGGGCACGACUCUGCAAAUGACCGUGCAUGAGUAUCAGCUCACUUACUUCCGGAAAAAAUUCCUCCGUUACUCCGACCUCGACUCGGAGGAUCGGGACCUCAAAUACACGAUCGUCCAGCCACCGACGGACACCGAUGAGAAUAGCCCUGUCGUACUGGGAGCUCUCGUAUUAACUGAAAGUCCAAACAUUGUAGUCACAACUUUCACACAAGCACAAAUCAACCACCACAAAAUAGCCUACAAACCGCCUGAUCUUGAGCUUGGAAUUACCACUCAUGUUUUGCAGUUUAGGUACACUGUGGAGGAUGUCUCUGGAAAUAGCAUAGAAGGAGUUUUCACUAUAUUUUUAAAGCCCGUGGACAACAAGCCACCUCAGAUAACCAACUCUGGGUUCACUGUGCUUGAGCGAGGCACACAUAUCAUUACGAGGGCUGAGCUGGACACUUCAGACACAGACACAGAUAGCAAACAGAUCAUGUUUACUGUUACGCAGCCACCACUGAAUGGCCAAAUCCAGUUUACAUUCACUGACAUGACAAAAGGAGACACUUUUAACCUUGAGGAUAUUGGAAGUGGCCGAAUUUCGUACAUCCAUAAUGGAGAUGAGUCGACAGUUGAUUCGAUACAAAUUGAUGUCAGCGACGGGGUCCACGUUGUCCCGAUUAUUAUGAAAAUUUGUGUGAAGCCAAUUGAUGACGAGACUCCAACUAUCAGUCUCCCAGCGGGCACAAUUGGCUCCUACAUAGAUGUGCUGGAAAACGGAGCAACCGAAAUCACGAGUAACGUCAUUCAGGGAAGAGAUGAGGACACAGAUGACCUUCGUUUGACCUUCAUUGUCGAGGACCCGCCAUCAUUUGGCGAAAUCCUGGUCAGAGGUGUCCCGUCUGCUACGUUCACCCAAGCUGAUAUUAUUAACGGCUUUGUGGUCUAUGCCCAUUCCAGUGGAGAGAUAGGCUGGACCACAAAAGAGGACUUUUUCAACCUCACACUGACAGACAUGUCUGAUGAGUGGACUGUUGGAGGAAAUAAGAUCACAGGUGUCAGAGUGCAUGUUACUAUUCUUCCCUUGGACAGCCAGGCUCCAGAGAUCUUUGUGGGGCCACAGUUCACUGUGGCUGAGGGAGAGAAGAACGUCAUUCACAUUCUUCAUAUAAGCGCAGAUGAUGUCGACACCCCCAGCGAUGACCUCCUUUGUACAAUCAUUGUACAGCCAACUUCUGGGUACGUGGAAAACAUCUCCCCAGCCCCCGGCUCAGAGAAAUCCAGGUCUGGGACAGCCAUUAGUGCUUUCACUAUCAAGGACAUCAGACAGAAUCACAUUUACUAUGUUCAAAGCAUUCACAAAGGAGUCGAGCCAGUAGAGGACAGGUUUACAUUCAGAUGCUCUGAUGGCAUAAAUUUUUCUGAAAGGCACUUUUUCCCUAUCUCCAUAAUCCCCUCUAAUGAUGAAAAGCCCGAGAUUUACAUGAGAGAGUUUGUAGUUAUGGAGGGCAUGAACAUAGUCAUUGACACUCCCAUUCUGAAUGGUGCUGAUGCGGAUCUCCCCGCAGAUCAGCUCACAUUUAUUAUCAGCAAACCCCCCAAGCACGGAUAUAUUCUCAAUCAGCUCACUACUGGCACCGUCAACGUCUUUAACUUCACCUUGGAUCAGAUCAGGGAGGCCUCCAGCAUUGUGUAUGAGCAUGAUGACUCAGAAACCACAGAGGACAGCUUUGAUAUUGUUCUCACAGAUGGAAAGUUCAGUGUAGAGAAAACUGUGAUAGUUAUGAUUAUCCCUGUGGAUGACGAAACCCCAAGGAUGGCAAUCAACGACGGCCUUGAAAUUGAUAUAGGUGAUGUGAAAGUCAUAAACAGCAACGUUUUGAAAGCUACCGAUCUGGACUCAGAAGACAGCACGCUAACUUACAUUAUUCGCUAUGGGCCUGGUCAGGGGUAUUUGCAGACGACAGCGCCCUCUGGGAAAUUGCAAAACAUCACAGUUGGAAUGAACUUCACGCAGAAUGAAGUGGACCAGGGUUUGAUCGUGUACAUCCAUAAUGGGCAAGAGGGGAUUCGAGACCUCAUCAAAUUUGAUGUGACAGAUGGCAUCAACCCUUUGAUUGACAGGUACUUCUAUGUGACAGUGGGUGGCAUUGACAUGGUUUUCCCAGAUGUGGUCAGUAAAGGUGUGUCCCUCAAAGAGGGUGGCAGGGUGAGUCUGACAACAGACCUCCUCAGUACAAGCGACCUCAACAGCCCAGAUGAACACCUGGUUUUCACAAUCACCCGGGCUCCAGUGAGAGGCCACUUGGAGUGCACGGACACACCGGGCAUGCCCAUCUCAUCCUUCACACAGCUCCAGCUGGCUGGCAACAAAAUCUACUACCUUCACACUGCCGACGAUGAGGUGAAAAUGGACAGCUUCGAAUUCGAAGUAACCGAUGGCUACAACCCUGUGUUCCGCACCUUCCGCAUUUCCAUCACUGACGUGGACAACAAAAAGCCCGUGGUGACGGUACACGGCCUGGUGGUGACCGAAGGGGAGAACAAACUCAUCACGCCUUUCGAGCUAACAGUGGAGGACAGAGACACCUCUGACCGCCUCUUGAAGUUCACAGUCACUCAAAUCCCAGUUCGCGGUCGCCUGCUCUUUAACAACACCAGGCCUGUCAGCUCCUUCACAAAGCAGGACCUGAAUGAGAACAUGAUCAGCUACAAGCACGAUGGCACAGAGACGGCAGAAGACAGCUUCUCCUUCACCGUCACCGAUGGCACUCACACAGACUUCUUCGUCUUCCCCGACACCGUGUUUGAGACUCGAAAGCCCCAGGUAAUGAAGAUAAGUGUCCUCCCGGUGGAUAACGGGGUGCCGCAGAUUGUGGUGAACAAGGGUGCGCCAACGCUGCGGGUCCUGGACACUGGUCACCUGGGGUUUGUGAUCACCAGCAAGACGCUUAAAGCGGAGGACAGAGACAGCAUUCAGAAUUCUGUGACCUUUAGGAUUACUGUUGCGCCGGAACACGGCUAUGUGAUCAGCCACAGCAAAGGAAAUGCCACAAUCACCACUUUCACGCAAGCUGAAAUUGAUGACAUGAGCGUCUGCUAUGUUCUGAGGGAUGGUGACAAAGCUACAAAUGACAACUUCUAUUUUUCCAUUGAGGACAAUGGAGGGAACAAACUGAAGAACCAGCAGUUCCGGCUGAAUUGGGCGUGGAUCUCUUUGGAGAAGGAAAGCUACGUGGUGGAUGAAGAGGUCAAGUUCCUGGAGGUGGUGUUGAAGCGUCGGGGCUACCUGGGCGAAACUUCAUUCGUUGGCAUUGGCACAAAGGAUGGCACUGCAGAAAAGGACAAAGAUUUCCGGGGGAAGUCUCAGAAACAGGUGCAGUUCAACCCUGGCCAGACCACGGCCACCUGGAGGGUCCGGAUCCUGUCGGAUAGCGAAUACGAAGUGUCCGAGAGCUUUCAGAUCGUCCUGUCUGAGCCGGUGAUGGCGGCCCUCGAGUUCCCCGAGGUUGCCGCCGUGGAGAUCCUGGACCCUGGCGACGAAUCAACGGUGUUCAUCCCCUCAGCUGUGUACAACAUAGAGGAGGAUAUCGGUGAGCUGCUCGUCCCUGUGCGGAGGAGUGGGGAUGUCAGUCAGGAGCUCAUGGUCAUCUGCUUCACCCAGCAAGUUUCGGCCACGGGCACCGUCCCCACCAGGGUGCUCUCCUACUCUGAUUACAUCUCCAGGCCCGAGGACCAUCACAGCGUCCUGCGUUUUGACAAAGGGGAGGUGGAGAAGCCCUGCCGGGUGGUGAUCAUCGACGACUCGCUGUACGAGGACGAGGAAAGCUUCACCGUCGCCCUCAGCAUGCCCAUGGGGGGGCGUCUGGGCUCAGAGUUUCCCUCAGCCAGAAUUACAAUCAUUCCGGAUGCAGACGACGCUCCCGUCUUCUACUUCGGCAACACGGACUACCACGUGGACGAGAGCGACGGCUUCGUGGAGGUGCAGGUGUGGAGGACGGGCACUGAUCUCUCCAAAGCGGGAACCGUCACGGUGCGCUCCAGAAAGACGGAGCCUGUCUCGGCCGAGGCUGGUGUCGAUUAUGUGGGGAUCAGCCGGAAUCUGGACUUUGCGCCGGGGGUCACCAUGCAGACUUUUCGUGUUGCCAUCCUGGACGACCUGGGCCAGCCGGUGCUGGAGGGGCCGGAGAAGUUUGAACUGUUGCUGCGGAUGCCCAUGAACGGGAUCCUGGGGGAGCCGAGCAAGGCCACCAUCCUCAUCAAUGACUCUGCUUCUGACUUGCCAAAGGUGCAGUUCCGUGAUGCCGUGUACGUGGGUAAUGAAGACUCGGGGCAGAUUUCAGUUACUGUCUACCGCAGUGGGGACAUCAGCUACAGGUCCACAGUGCGCUGUUACAGCAGGCAGGGGACAGCCCAGGUCAUGAUGGACUUCAGUGAGAGGCCCAACACAGAUGCUUCCAUCAUCACCUUCCUACCAGGAGAGAUUGAGAAGCCUUGUGUGCUGUCACUUGUUGAUGACACGGAACACGAGGAAGAAGAAGAACUCCGUCUUGUGUUGGGAAGCCCCAGGAGCGACUCGCCAUUCGGAGCAUCCAUUGGAGGACAGAAUGAGACGCUCAUCAAGAUUAAAGACGAUGCAGACAAGGCGAUUAUUAGGUUUGGCGAGACCAAGUUCAGUGUGAACGAGCCAAAGGAAAGUGGACAAGUGUCUGUGGUGAAGAUCCUGGUGCAGCGUGUUGGCGACACAUCAAAGGUCUCUGUUGUCCGAGUUCACACAAAGGAUGGAUCUGCCACCUCUGGGGAGGACUACCAUCCCAUAUCUGAGGAAAUCGUGUUCAAGGAGGGCGACACUGAGCACUACGUGGAGGUGGAGAUUUUAUACGACGGUGUCAGAGAAAUGAGGGAGGCGUUCACCGUUCACCUGAAGCCCGAUGAGAACAUGGUGGCAGAAACAAAGAUAAGCAAAGCCAUAAUCUAUAUUGAGGAGACCAACAGCAUGGCGGAUGUCACCUUUCCCUCGGUGCCCAGAGUGGUUUCCCUGCUGCAUUAUGAUGACAUCGACAGGACCAGGGACUCUCUGCCCGUGUCUGGAUACCCUGUCAUUUGUGUCACUGCCUGUAACCCUAAAUACCCAGACUACGACAAAACAGGCUCCAUCUGUGUAAACGAGAAUAUCAACAACUCCCUGACUCAUUAUCGGUGGCUCGUCAGUGCCCCCACUGGCCCCGACGGCGUCACCAGCCCUAUGAGGGAAGUUGACUUCGACACCUUCUUCACCUCCUCCAAGCUCAUCACUUUGGACGCAGUCUACUUCCAGGCCGGUUCCAGGGUCCAGUGUGCUGCAAGGGCCGUGAACUCCAACGGGGAUGAAGGUCUGGAACUCCUCAGCCCCACGGUGUCCGUCAGCAUGGACGAGGGAAUGUGCCAGCCUCGCGUUGUAGGAACAGUGGGGGCCGAGCCCUUCUCUGCCAAACUGCGGUACACUGGAGGAGAGGACACAGACCAUCCCAACCUCAUCAAACUAACUGUCACCAUGCCUCACAUUGAUGGAAUGUUGCCUAUAGUCUCCACGCGGCCCCUAUCUAACUUUGAGCUCACACUGAGCCCCGACGGUACCCGUGUCGGCCACCACCGCUGCUCCAACUUGCUGGACUUCGCUGAGGUCAAGACUCGCCAUGGCUUCCUCACGGAAGCCACCAAAAAUCCAGAAGUAAUCGGUGAGACCGCUCCUUACCAGUUCAGCACUUCCCUCAGGGGAUCGAGCACACUGCGAUUCUACAGAAACCUCAACUUGGAGGCUUGUUUGUGGGAAUUCACCGGAUACUACGACAUGUCCGAGCUGCUCAGUGACUGCGGAGGCGCCAUUGGGACUGAUGGACAGGUGCUGAAUCUGGUCCAGUCCUAUGUGACCUUGCGAGUCCCGCUCCAUGUGUCCUAUGUCUUCCACUCCCCGGUGGGAGCUGGGGGCUGGCAGCACUUUGACCUACAGUCUGAGAUGAGGCUCACAUUUGUGUACGACACUGCCAUCUUAUGGAGGGAUGGAAUCGGCAGCCCACCAGAGGCAGACUUAAAAGGUGCACUGUACCCAACCAGCAUGCGUAUUAAUGGCCAAGGACGACUGGUAGUCAACUUCCGCACAGAGGCUCGAUUCAGAGGCCUUUUUGUGCUUUCACAUCCAGCUUCACGCCUCACCUCCAUGGUCAUGUGUGCGGACCACCCUGGACUGACCUUUAACCUCAGUCUUGUGAGGAACGAGCCAACCUACAACCAGCCCAUCCAGCAGUGGACAUUCAUCUCUGAUUUUGCUGUGCGAGACUACUCUGGCACAUACACAGUGAAGCUGGUCCCCUGUACAUCCCCUCCCAGCCUGGAGUACACCAUUCCUCCUGUCUGCAAUCCCAGAGAGCCUCUCACCUUCGACCUGGAUAUCCGCUUUCAGCAGGUUAGCGACCCCGUGGCUGCAGAGUUCAGUCUGAACACGCAGAUGAUCUUACUCUCCAAACGCUCGCUCUGGCUCUCAGACGGCUCCAUGGGCUUCGGACAGGAGAGCGACACUGCCUUCUCGCAGGGAGAUACGGUUUAUGGCCGAGUGAUGGUGGAUCCAGUGCAGAACUUGGGUGACUCCUUCAUUUGUAACAUAGAGAAAGUGUUCCUUUGCACUGGGGCUGAUGGAUAUGUCCCUAAAUACAACCCCAGCAACUUUGAGUUUGGCUGUCUGGCUGAUGCUCCAUCGCUACUCUACAGAUUCAAGAUCAUUGACAAGGCCCAACCCGAGACUCAGGCACGGUCAUUUGGCAACGUAGCUUUCAACGCCUUCCUGGCGGUCGAUGACCCCGCGGCUUUAGCUCUAGUGAGACAACCUGGGUCCGACGGUUUCAGAGUGGAUUCCUCAGCUCUCUUCCAGGUGUCUGCAGGAAGAGAGUGGUACAUUCACACCAUCUACACUGUCCGUUCUCGGGACAACGCUAACCGUGGCAUAGGGAAGAGAAGUCUGGAGUACCAUGUGUUGAACCAGCACCCAAAUCCCCUUCGGCAAGGUCAACAGCGAGCCAGAAGAUCGGCCGACGAUGUGCCGGACAUUAUAGAGGAGAUCGGCGUGAGCAACAACCGCGGCACCAACAUCCUGCACAUCGCGCUGGACCGCAGCAGCCAGCGGAGGACAAGCCCGGAGAGGGGAGUCUUCACCAAAGGGGUCUCCCCCCGCGAGGUCAACCAGAGAGACAACAGUGACGAGAGACUGGUGUUGAUCGUUGGCGUCCUCGUCGGGCUGCUCCUCACGGCUCUCAUCGUCAUCGUGGUGGUGAUGCUGGCCCGGUCCAAGCGGGAGAAGAAGGACGUACCUGUGCCCAAGAACUCCAGCAGCGCCGAGCCCAUGAUGACGCAAGGCCUCGGUAACAGUGACAGCUCGGAGGUUUAACCGACAGACUGGCGGUUAGGGGUUUUAGUUCAAAUGUUUGCUUUGCAAGUGCCUCACAUGUAGACAAAAAAUUGAUGAUUGUGCGCGACGCAGCACAAAUUACAAAGAGCUUUGAUUCCAUUCAGAAAUCUACUUGAAACGCAGGUUCACUUUUCACGGCGUCGCGCCGGUCUGGACACUUACUAGGAGACGGACUGUGUCGGGAGCUGUUUCAAGGCACUUGUCGAGUUGUCGUCACUCACUUAUUGAUUUGCUUUUGAUGCCACUUGAUCCAAAAAUAUGUUUUUUUAUGUUUCCAAAGGUGCUACGAAAGAUGCCCGUUAACUUGAAUGGCAUUUGGGUGUUUUACUGAACAGGAAAAGAGACUGCAUAUAUCCAGUAGUUCUGACCAACAGGAUGUGUGCGUUUGAUUUGCUGCAUUGAGACACUGUCCACAGGUUGCUUACACUGGCGGAACCGGUUUGUUCUUGUAGAGGAUGAUCGGUCCUUAAAUUCGGUGCGUGCCUAAGAACUCACAGGAUUUCGAGGUUUCAUGAUGUGUUAUGUUUUUCCUGCGCGAACAGCACGACAUCCGGCUCAAAUGGGGGGGGGGGAAAUAUAUUCAUUUCAUAUGACUGAACAUGGUUUUCACGUGCUCAUGUUUUUGCAUGCGUUUCUUUUUUGUAUUUUAAGAUUGUUUGAAAUGGUCAAAAGAAAAAUAACAAUGCCGAUUCGAAAGGAAUUGUGGAAAAACGUGCCGCACUCUCCAUGUUUCCACCUGUUUUUAUUUUGCAAUGCAUCCCAUGAAAAACAGUAUUUAUCAGUAGCUGAUUCCCCCCCGAAUAUUUAACAGCGGUAACACUGUAUGAUAUUGAGACUGCCCAAUUGACACAUGACUCUGAAAGAAUAGGAGAGUUUAUAAACUGUUAACAGUCUGUACUACUGAUGUGACUUUCAAGACAGCUGGUCUGCAAUGUACAGUGAGACGUAGUCGUGGUUCCAGAUCAGGAAUUAUUGUCUCUCACAGAGGGAACGCUGGUGUUAACUACAGUAGUCAAGCAGAGAUAGGUGGGGCUGUAAAUCCCUCUUACAACAGGGCUACGUUUUCUAUAUGCUGGUGACAUUAUUUUUUUUUUCUACUCUAAAAUAUCAUCUAAUAGGUUCAGAUUUCACUGAAAGGGAAUGAAAUGCUUUGCCCUCCAUCAUCGUCUCUCCCUGUCUCAUUGGUUUGUAUUUAUUUAUUUUUCAUUACACUGUUAUUAAGUGCUGGAUCAAAUAUGUACAGUAUACAGUACAUAUACCAUCAUUUCAUCUCCUCUUAUUUGAACCUAUCUCUGUCAGGCUGUACGACCAUGUGUGUUGUUUUGAUUUGAGUAUGCAAUUCAGAAAUACAGUCAACGUGCCAUGUUAGCUUUACAACAUUGUGUACAUUAGAUGAAACAUCAAACGAGCUUUCCUUGUAUCAGUGUACUGGUUUUUUGUUUGGGUCGGUUUUUCAUUUUUCAGAUCCAGGCACCGGAUUGCCAUAAAAUCUGAUUACCUCACACUACUGUAUAUCGUAUAAGAGACACACGUUCCUAGUCACGACUUUAUAAAUGUAGCGUUUGCAAUUUUAUUUUGAAAUUGAAAACAAUUCUAUGCAACCUAUGAUAUCAUACCUUCAUGAAAUGUUUACGCCCAAGUAUUAUUUUUUUUUCCGUGCACAAUUUGCUUGCUCAUUUAGGUUUAACACUGUAUCACUAUACUGUGGUUCUUUUCCCCCCACUCUAAUGAUUUUGAGUGCUUUCUCAGCUUUUUUCAUGCACAUGUGUGUAUGUAUAUACAUAUGUAUUACCUAUGAAUAUACCAUCUGGAUGUUUUGGGAAUGGUUAUUGUUAAAAAAAAAUGCAUACUGUAUGUGCUGUAAGUAUUUGUAACAUAGACCAGAAGCACAACGUGGUCUGCAAAUAAAUAAUUUUUCAAGAAAAAA